AUGAAACUCAACGUCGCUGUUAUCACCCUUGCUGCCAUGUUCGCCGCGGCGGCAGCUAGCCCUUUGAUGGAAGGUGAAAAGCUCGCAGAGGCACCUCACUCUGCUUACGCUGAUGGGAAAUUUGUGCAAGGGGCAUCGGGUAACCCACCACCUGCGCACUUAAUGGCACAAUCUCCGGCUGCUUCCGAGCGAAUUCGCGUUCCCGAAAACCUCGCCCAAAGUACAACAGCUUACAGGGAAAGAUACCAAGACCCUUCGAAGCGUGCUCAGGAUAUCAGCAACCGCUUGGCUUCCAUGCUUCUUGUACACCAUUCAACGCCCGAAUCUUUGAAUUCUAACAUUGUUCGACAAACCGCCGAAUUGAUAUCUGAGGGUAAUGAACAAGACCCAUCAGCCAAAAGUCUAAGUGAACACUUAAACCUCAUCGCGGCUGUCGUUGAGCAAAAGAGAACGUUGACCCCGGAAACCCGACGCGGAUUUGGACAAGCUGUCGACAACUACUUCAAAUCCCAUCCUAUCGUCCGUGAAAAGUAUGUUGACAUCAUCAAAAGAAUCAAUGCCCAACGAGCAGUUUGGCCUCAAGAAGUCACCCAUGCUAUUCGAAAUCUCGCGAAUCAAAACCACGUUCUCAGCGAGCACAACCAAAUGCUUAACCAACGACUUCACCGAACCGAAGGACUACUCGAGGGUCUUAUAUCGAUCCUUUCUCCAGAAGAUCAUAAAGCCCUUGUGAGCCACGUUCAAGAGAAACAAGCUCACGAUAGAGAAGCUUUCCGUCUUAGACAAGAAGAAGAACUUCGCCGGGCCAACGUCAACGGAGCUGAGAAGUAUCCUCAGGGCGAAUCUCACUAUGCUACUGCACCGGCUCAUCCUGUUACCAAACAAACUUCAGCUGAAGCGGAACGCAUCUACGGCCGAGAACCACACGCUGCUACUAAGUCUAGUGGCGUUGAUGCUCCGCACGGUGCACCAGCUCCCACUUCCGAGUCUCACCACAACUCGGCUGAUGAACACGAGUUUGAUGACGAAUAUGAUGACGAAGACCUUUACGACGACGACUAUGAUAAUGAAGACUGGGAAGACUGGGAAGAUGAGCCAACCGAAUUACACAAUACUCCAGAACACCGAGGAAAAGCCGAAGAAUCCCAGGCCGCCGGCCCAGCAGUCAACACCCAUCCCGCUCCAAGCAACGAAAAAGCUGCUCCGGCUCCGGCCUCUGAGACUGUUCAUCAAUGA
Molecule: messenger RNA, 1236 nt
Organism: Melampsora larici-populina 98AG31
Lineage: Eukaryota; Fungi; Basidiomycota; Pucciniomycetes; Pucciniales; Melampsoraceae
Exons: 1
Coding region: 1-1236 (411 amino acids)
Source: RefSeq, a predicted model, not a curated record